AUGCUGGAUCCAGGCGCUGCAGGGGUGACGAAGCAAAUGAUGCUCGAUUGGCUCCGAAUCAAUCAUCCGAAAAGUCCGAUAUCAUCAAGUAUUAGCAAGAGCGAGGCCGCAGUCAAAGUACGGGAGAAACAGCCUAAGUUCUUCCCAGAUCCGAAAAGUGACAGGCCUGCAAUGUUCAUACACCAGGAUCUCAUAUUUCGAAAUGGUACAGAUCGUGCAAACAAUCAGCUUCGACCUCCUUCGCCACAUGAAACCAAGCCAGUUUUACCUCAGCCUGACGCAGAGAUCCCAUUGGGCAAUCAAUUCAAGCGAUCUGCUUCACCCUCUUCAAGCACUCGUCCCUCAAAGCGCUCCAAUAUCAGUACCAAAGAAUUAUCUCGCCAAAUGGGAAGCAUCAAGAAAAACGUAAAGGAUAAAAAGCGCAAACAGGUUGCGUUUAGCCCCAAAGCUAUGCAAGCACCAACCCAAGCAGUAUCCUCCAAACCGGUUGUCAAUGUCAUGGAAGAGGAAACUCAGCGUGAUAUUAAUGCACUGCAGCAUUAUGAAGCUCCGGCGAUGAGCCCCUCGGCUUCUCACAUGGUCAAGUCGCCGCUUGUUGAACAACAACCCAUACCGCCCACGAUUCAGCCAAUGGAUGAUCUUAUUGAUCUAUCGGAUGGUGAUAUUCUUUCCGUUGGCAACUUAGAGAUAGAUAUACCUCCACUCAAAUUACCCACUUCAAAGGUCAAGUCGGGUGUAGAUGUGUUUCAUGAGGAAAGAGCCCGAGCCGAUAAAACAGUUGGUGUACUUGAAGCAUCAGUCUCUGAGCUUUCGAAUAGGAUUGAAUGUGUUGAGAAGCAGUCCUCAACUAACAUGGCUCAGCAUGAAGGAGAAAAAAUUGAGACAGGCAUGUUCGACUUUCUUUUUGAUGCUUUGAUCUAUUUCUGA
Melampsora larici-populina 98AG31 is the source of this 927-nucleotide messenger RNA. RefSeq lists its product as uncharacterized. NCBI's taxonomy places the organism in Eukaryota, Fungi, Basidiomycota, Pucciniomycetes, Pucciniales, Melampsoraceae. The coding region runs from base 1 to 927 and encodes 308 amino acids. The transcript has 7 exons. The record is from RefSeq and is a predicted model, not a curated record.